Clonostachys solani is the source of this 879-nucleotide messenger RNA. Lineage: Eukaryota; Fungi; Ascomycota; Sordariomycetes; Hypocreales; Bionectriaceae. The record is from the annotation of a GenBank genome assembly.
AUGGCGGCGACGUUGGCCAUAUCACCGGCCAUCUCGGCGGCGGCACGCCACAGCGAAUAUACCUUCCUUGAGUACAGCCCGGAGCAAAAACAACAACAGCGACAACACCAGCAAGAUAAUGAGCAAAUAAACGUCAAGCAUGAGGCCUCUUGGAGCUACUGUGGGCCGCUCCUCAACUCGGGCUUGGGAAUGCCGGCAACCUUUGACGAGUUUGCUCAGGCAACCUUCACAGGCCCUGUUCUGCCCAAGCUUCUGCCAUUUCUUGACUUUGUCAAUGCAUUUCUCGCCUCAAACGGUCUCCACCACUAUUUCCUAACUGUCCGCGCCACCACUCCAACUCAUGAAUUUGACCACCCAAGAUGGCACACGGAUGACCUCUUCUUUGCUAAUCUAACUGAUGGAUAUCUGCCCGGCAGUCGGCUGGGGGGCAACGGACAAGAGAACCGUGCGGCCGAUCCACGUACAGCCGGCACUGACUGGAAGAUCUGUACCACGCUUCAGGGUCCGGCCACUCUCUUCAUCCCCCACAGGCACCAAUCACGAGCCCGUGAGACACAGCGCCGGGCACAGGAAGCCGCCAGCACCAACCACCAAUGCCUCUCAAUACGCUGUGUGAGGGAGGAGCUUGAUGCCAAGCUGGCAUCAUGUGGUGUCGAGACUGCUAUGCCUGGGGAGUGCACAUUCUUCCGGGUCGGGCGUGACGAGGGAGCCAUACACUCAGAACCCGUCAUGAGCAAUGGGCAGUGCGGGAGGGUGUUUGUCAAUGUGGUGCCGGGGACGGAGCAAGAGCUCAGACUGCUCAUUGGGAAGUGGGGGAUGGAGUUUCCCAGAGAAUGGUGGGUCGGAAGUAAUCAUAUCUUGAGGGUUCACAACUCGUAG